GGCGCUCCCGCUCACCCUGCCCUGCCCGCGGCGGCCACGAUGGAGCCUCUGUUCCCGGCCUCCCCACUGACCAGCUGGAAUGCCUCCUCGGCAGCCACAGGCAGCGGCGGCGAGAAUGGGACGCUGGCGGGGCUGGUGCCCUCACCGGGCGCCCGGGCGGUGGUGGUGCCUGUGCUCUACCUGCUGGUGUGCACAGUGGGGCUGGGCGGCAAUGCGCUGGUCAUCUACGUGGUACUGCGUCACGCCAAGAUGAAGACGGUCACCAACAUCUACAUCCUCAACCUGGCCGUGGCCGACGUGCUCCUCAUGCUGGGGCUGCCCUUCGUGGCCACACAGAACGCCAUCUCCUACUGGCCCUUCGGCCCCGUGCUCUGCCGCCUGGUCAUGACGCUGGACGGCAUCAACCAGUUCACCAGCAUCUUCUGCCUGACCGUCAUGAGCGUGGACCGCUACCUGGCCGUGGUCCACCCCAUCCGCUCCGCCCGCUGGCGCCGCCCUCGGGUGGCCAAGCUGGCCAGCGCCACGGUCUGGGCCUUUUCUCUGGUCAUGUCACUGCCGCUGGUGGUGUUUGCAGACAUCCAGGAGGGGUGGAACACCUGCAACCUCAGCUGGCCAGAGCCUGUGGGCCUGUGGGGUGCUAUCUUCAUCAUCUACACGUCCGUGCUAGGCUUCUUUGGGCCGCUGCUGGUCAUCUGCCUGUGCUACCUGCUCAUCGUGGUGAAGCUGAAGGCCUCGGGCAUGCGCGUGGGCUCCACGCGGCGGCGCUCAGAGCGCAAGGUGACCCGCAUGGUGGUGGUGGUGGUGCUGGUGUUCGUGGGCUGCUGGCUGCCCUUCUUCAUCGUCAACAUCGUCAACCUGGCCUUUGUGCUGCCCGAGGAGCCCGCCUCCGCCGGUGCCUACUUCUUUGUGGUCGUGCUGUCCUAUGCCAACAGCUGUGCCAACCCCUUGCUCUACGGCUUCCUCUCCGACAACUUCCGCCAGAGCUUCCGGAAGGUUCUGUGCCUCCGCAAGAGCUACGGCACUGAGGACGCGGAUGCCACGGAGCCACGGCCGGGCCAGAGCAGCCGGCUGCAGGAGGCCAUGCUGCCCGCACGCAGCUGCGAGGCCAACGGGCUCAUGCAGACCAGCAAGCUGUGAGCGUGGAGGC
Messenger RNA from Aethalodelphis obliquidens (Pacific white-sided dolphin), 1147 nucleotides. It is a transcript of the gene SSTR5, whose product is annotated as somatostatin receptor 5. The record is from RefSeq and is a predicted model, not a curated record. Lineage: Eukaryota; Metazoa; Chordata; Mammalia; Artiodactyla; Delphinidae. The transcript has a single exon. Gene Ontology annotation, biological process: cellular response to glucocorticoid stimulus; regulation of insulin secretion; neuropeptide signaling pathway. Gene Ontology annotation, cellular component: plasma membrane; neuron projection. Gene Ontology annotation, molecular function: somatostatin receptor activity; neuropeptide binding. The coding region runs from base 40 to 1137 and encodes 365 amino acids.